Messenger RNA from Fusarium tjaetaba, 570 nucleotides. RefSeq lists its product as uncharacterized. The coding region runs from base 1 to 570 and encodes 189 amino acids. The record is from RefSeq and is a predicted model, not a curated record. The transcript is spliced from 2 exons. NCBI's taxonomy places the organism in Eukaryota, Fungi, Ascomycota, Sordariomycetes, Hypocreales, Nectriaceae.
AUGGCUGAGCAUCAAGAAGAGGAUUGGGCGUUCAGUUGCUCUGGGCUUGCCUUCAACACAGGCAAACCUGGACGAGCAAAGUCACUCGCCUUCAAAGUUCGACAUGGGACCAAGAAUUCAAAAUUAACCAUUGGUUCCUCCAUUACGGUGGAUACUGAGGUAUCUCAGGCUGGUUUUGGCGAUGGAGAGGUUAACUCUGGCAUGAGAACCACAAGCAUGGAAGAGUCAUCCUUCGCUGACAUGAAUGCCGUUUGCAGAUCUCUGAAAACUCUCUCUUCUAUAAGUCGCCAUUUCAAGAAGUGUAUGUUUUACUCUGAAUUCGUGGUCGGCGAACGACAAUCCACGCGGAAGAUUCACCGAGCUCAUAUCCGUGAUACGAUUACAGCUUCAGAUGGUGGUAUUCAACUUCUCCAGAACCUUGACGGAGUCUUGAGGGCUGAAGAAGCUGCGCUGAGCACGUCGAACUUGGGAAGACGAGUCCAACCAGAGUUUGAAGAAAGCAUCAGGAAGAUUCAGCAGCUGGGAGAAGGCAGUAUGACUAUGGCGGCUGAAACAUACUUUGUCCAUUAA